This is a messenger RNA of Verticillium dahliae VdLs.17, 1509 nucleotides long. Its product is annotated as ent-kaurene oxidase. NCBI's taxonomy places the organism in Eukaryota, Fungi, Ascomycota, Sordariomycetes, Glomerellales, Plectosphaerellaceae. Gene Ontology annotation, molecular function: iron ion binding; monooxygenase activity; oxidoreductase activity, acting on paired donors, with incorporation or reduction of molecular oxygen. The coding region runs from base 1 to 1509 and encodes 502 amino acids. The transcript is spliced from 4 exons. The record is from RefSeq and is a predicted model, not a curated record.
AUGAGCCAAAAUGAGACCCUCCAUGGCGGUUGGCUGAGCCACCCCGCAGACAGCUUUGAGAUACAGUUCUAUCGACCUUUCUUCACGCUCAUUCUGGCCCUUCUUGUUCCUGCUGCUGUAGCAAGCCUUUAUUUCAAAGAAGGGGAUGACGUAUCUCCGAAGUGGCCCCGACUCGAGGCCCAAAAGCAGAAAGACUUCUUGACAGAUGGGAGCAAGUAUCUAGAAGACAGCAAAAAGAUGCACAGCGACGACCCUUUCACCAUGCUCACCGACCGUGGCAUGAGGACCGUUUUCCCCGCUGCAAUCGCCGAUGUUAUUCGCAACAUGACAUCGUUACGCUUCAGCAAGUCUGUGGCUGACGAAUUCCAUGCUGGUCUCACUGGCUUUGAGCCUUUUGCCAUGCUCGACAAUCCAACUCAAGUGCUGCAAAGGGUAGUGCGCAAGCAAUUAACGCAGCGGCUAAAUUGGCGGGAGAUCAAAAUCGAGAGUUCGGUCUCGGAGCUCGUCGCCCGCAUAUCUUCGCGUGUGUUUCUCGGUGAAGAACUCUGCCGACAUGAGAAGUGGCUCGAGAUCACGCAGUCAUACACCGUCGCAUCCUUCAGGGCAGCCGCCAUACUCAGGACCUACCCUCGAAUCCUCCGACCUCUGGUCAACUGGUUCCACCCGAACGUUAAAGUAAUCCGCGGUACCAUCGCUGAGUCCCGCCGCAUCAUUGGUUCGCUCGUCGAAAGACGUCAGAAGCUCCGAGCGGAAGCGCAGGCCAACGGCUUGCCUGUGCCUACAUUCAACGACGCGAUCGAGUGGGCAGAGUUAGAGGCCGAUGGCUAUCCUUGCGAUCCCGCCGUGUUCCAACUCACGUUGAGCUUUGCUGCGAUACGCACCACGACCGACCUCUUGACCCAGGUCAUGCUUCGAUUGGCACACGAGCCGGAAAAUAUUGAGCCACUUCGUAAAGAGAUGAUUGAGAUCUUGCAGGUCGACGGCUGGACGAAGAACGCACUCUUCAAGAUGAAGCUGCUCGACAGCGCGAUCAAAGAAGCACAACGGUUGAAGCCGAUCAAUAUGCUUGAAAUGCGCCGCAUGGCGGUCGAGGACGUAACCUUCCCAGACGGCACUCUCAUCCGCAAAGGGGCACACAUUGCCAUAAACAACACAAGUUUUUCCCGUGCUGAAGUCUACGAGGACUAUGAAAAGUUCGAUAUUUACCGCUUUAAGCGUAUGCGAGACGAGCCUGGCAAGGAGCACACGGCACAGCUCGUGUCGACGAGCCUCAACCAUCUGUCGUUCGGCCACGGCAAAUUCGCCUGUCCGGGUCGCUUCUUCGUCUCCAACGAACUUAAACUAGCCUUGUGCCACCUCCUCUUGAAGUACGAUUGGAAGUCCACGCCUGGGGUCUCGCACGACCCCCUCGUCUUGGGCACCACGAUUAUGCACAACCCGGAGACCAGCAUUCAGUUCAGAAGACGGAAGGAGGAAAUCGAUCUUGAAUCUCUCGAGAUCGAAGAGUGA